CCUCUCCCGUCUACAAAAUUCGUCAAAACCUGCAGAGAACCCUUAACUCUGGGUCCCACCUCUUCAGUCACCCUCAACCCUUCCCUUCUCUGCAUGCAACUCUCUCUCUCUCUUCUCUUCUCUCUUUCUCUCUCCACUUCAAUUCUUUCUUUUUCAAAAUAUAUUUGAUUCUCAGAUUCUUCCAUUCUUAUAAAAAGCCACUACCAGUACUAUCACUCUCCUCCUCCUGUCUAUCUUCUCAAUAAAAGAAACAAAAGAAUAUAUCCCUUCGUCUAAACAUUUUUCACGCUAAUUUUAACUUUAUUAACCAAAAUUUAAAAUAAUAUUCAAUGUCAUCUUCUUCUUCAUCUUCAAUUUUCAUCAUUUUUGUUAUUCUCAUGCAAUUACUUACUCAAUUUAGCAGUAAUGCGAUUUCCGAUUCUGAUAUCUUGCUCAAAUUGAAGGAAUCUUUGUUAGAUUCUUCAAACCCAAGCCUCCGUGAUUGGACCUAUGGUAAUCAACACUGUAACUUUACGGGUGUUUCCUGCGACGGUGAUUCCCGUGUCGUGUCGAUUGAUCUUAGUUACGUGCCUCUCUUUGGGGAGCUUUCAUCGGAGAUUGGAGAGCUUGAUAAGCUUCAAACACUUAAUAUUGCUGGGUGUAACCUUACCGGGAAUAUACCACUUGAAAUUUCAUCGCUCUCUUCUCUUAAAUACCUCAAUAUUUCGAAUAAUAACAUCUCCGGCGGAAUUUCAGCCGAGGUUUUAUCCGGGUUGUCGGAGCUUGAGUUUCUUGAUGUGUAUAAUAACAACUUAACGGGGCCGCUCCCGGUGGAUGUUUCGGGUUUGAAGCAGAUAAUACACCUUGACCUCGGCGGGAAUUACUUUUCCGGAGUAAUUCCGGCGAGGUUUUCUGAAUUAUCAACAUUGAAGUACCUUGGGUUGAACGGGAAUUCACUCACCGGUAAGAUUCCAGCAAGUUUAGGUAAGCUGACGAAUUUGACCAAGUUCUGCUUAGGCUACUUUAACUCUUAUUCCGGUGGAAUUCCGCCGGAGUUGGGGUCGUUAACCUCGAUCGAGUACCUGGACAUAGCGGAGUGUAACCUCUCUGGCGAAAUUCCGAAGAGUUUGGGGAAAUUGAAGAAGCUUAACUCUCUGUUUUUACAGAAGAAUCAACUUACAGGGGAAUUACCCUCUGAGCUAUCAGGAAUGAUGAGCUUGAUGUCGCUGGAUUUGUCAACUAAUUUGAUCACCGGAGAAAUACCGGAGAGUUUCUCUCUCCUGAAGAACCUCACCUUUCUCAGUGUCUUCCAAAAUAAAUUCUAUGGCAGAAUUCCUUCUGGUAUAGGCGACUUGCCUAACCUUGAGAAGUUGCAGGUAUGGAGUAAUAACUUUACAUUUGAAUUGCCGCAGAAUCUCGGCAGAAAUGGGAGGUUGAAGACGCUUGAUAUUUCUUCGAAUCGAAUAACUGGAAUGGUUCCUCGAAGCCUCUGUACUGGUGGGAGGUUAGAAUUGCUUAUUCUAUUUGAUAAUGCACUUUUUGGUUCUGUCCCUGAAGAGCUCGGUGGUUGUAAGUCAUUGCAGCGGCUUCGAAUUGCGAAUAAUCAGCUUUCCGGUGAGAUUCCUGCUGGUAUUUUUAACUUGCCGGAACUGACAACUGUUGAUCUCAAUGAUAACGAGUUUUCCGGCGAACUCCCGGUGGAUAUGUCGGGUGGUAACAUCGGUGAGCUGGACUUGUCUAACAAUUUAUUUACAGGGAAAAUUCCGCAAGCAAUUGGAAAUUUGAGGGUGCUGCACAGGCUUUCGUUGCAGAAUAACCGCUUUACCGGCGGGAUUCCACCGGAAAUGUUUGGUCUUAAACAGUUACAGGGGUUGAAUGUAAGCUCCAACAAUCUCGACGGUGAGAUUCCGGUGGAAAUUGGACGGUGUAAGUCCUUGAUCGCUGUUGAUUUCAGCCAAAACAAUCUGGUGGGUGAGGUUCCAACUUCGAUUUCUGAGCUGGAAGACCUUGGAAUUCUUAAUCUGUCUCAGAAUUCUCUCACCGGAUAUAUCCCCGAUGACAUAGGGUCAAUUUCAAGUCUGUCGGUUCUUGACCUCUCCGACAACAAUUUCUACGGUAGGAUACCCGCGGGCGGUCACUUCUCUGUCUUCAAACCGACGUCGUUUGCAGGAAACCCAAAUUUGUGUUGGCGUCACAGAUCUCUUCCUUGUCCUGUGUAUAAACCGGCUUCAAAAAGGCACCACACGUCGUCGUUUUCCUCCUCCAAGCUAAUCAUCCUAAUCAUUGGACUAAUGACUUGUGUCCUUUUAUCAUUAGUGACUGUAAGCAUUUACAAGAAGAAGAGUCUAGAUGGUUCUAAAACAUGGAAGAUAGAAAGGUUCCAACGCCUUGAGUUCAAGGCAGAAGACGUAAUCGAAUGCCUUAAGGAAGAGAAUAUCAUUGGAAAGGGUGGUGCCGGGAUUGUGUACCGAGGUACUAUCCCGGAUGGAACUGAUAUUGCAAUAAAACGGUUAGCAAAUCGCGGUAGUAACAAGAAUGACCUGGGGUUUUCAGCUGAGAUUGCCACCUUAGGGAAGAUACGACACCGUUACAUUGUAAGGUUGUUGGGGUAUGUAUCAAACAAGGAUACAAACUUGCUAGUGUACGAGUACAUGCCGAAUGGAAGCUUAGGGGAGAAACUUCAUGGACCAAAAGGAGCACAUUUGCAAUGGGAGAUGAGGUAUAAGAUAGCAGUGGAAUCAGCAAAGGGAUUGUGCUACUUGCACCAUGAUUGUAACCCUAAGAUAUUUCACAGGGAUGUUAAGAGUAAUAAUAUACUAUUGGAUUCUGAUUAUGAAGCUCAUGUUGCUGAUUUCGGGCUUGCUAAGUUCCUUUGGGAUGCUGGUGCUUCCGAGUGCAUGUCCUCUAUUGCUGGCUCUUAUGGCUACAUUGCUCCUGAAUAUGCCUACACACUGAAGGUAGAUGAGAAAAGUGACGUGUACAGCUUCGGAGUGGUACUGCUAGAGCUGAUUGCAGGACGAAAGCCAGUGGGAGAAUUCGGUGAUGGAGUAGACAUAGUAAGAUGGGUGAGGGUGACUGAAUCUGAGAUCUCUCAGCCAUCAGAUGCAGCUACAGUCUUAGCCAUUCUGGACUCCAGGCUACACGGAUACCAGAUUAACAGCGUUAUCAACAUGUUUAAGAUUGCAAUGUUGUGUGUUGAAGACGAGAGCUCUAACAGGCCUACUAUGAGAGAAGUUGUUCACAUGCUCACUAAUCCUCAUCAACGUAUUGUUUCUACUCCCAGCCUUCUUUAGGUACAAAAUUUGGGGCAUUUUCACGGUCUCUUGUUGUCUAUCUAUUAUAGUAUAUACAAGUAACUAUUUUUUGAGUAAGUAAAAGCACAUAAUUGUACUAAUAAUCUGUUGUUAACAGCAACCAAAAUAGAGAUUACUGUGCUAAAAACUAGAGGGUUAUAAUAUCACCCAAUGUUUGUCUGAUGAGGACUGGUUUGUUCUUGAUUUUGUAAUAUACUGAUUAUUAUUGAUGCAGCCUAAUUAAGAUGUA
Molecule: messenger RNA, 3522 nt
Organism: Spinacia oleracea (spinach)
Lineage: Eukaryota; Viridiplantae; Streptophyta; Magnoliopsida; Caryophyllales; Amaranthaceae
Product: receptor protein kinase CLAVATA1
Exons: 2
Coding region: 330-3272 (980 amino acids)
Biological process (GO): protein phosphorylation
Molecular function (GO): receptor serine/threonine kinase binding; protein kinase activity; ATP binding
Source: RefSeq, a predicted model, not a curated record